Molecule: messenger RNA, 7380 nt
Organism: Drosophila innubila
Lineage: Eukaryota; Metazoa; Arthropoda; Insecta; Diptera; Drosophilidae
Product: Down syndrome cell adhesion molecule-like protein Dscam2
Exons: 25
Biological process (GO): cell-cell adhesion; axon guidance; nervous system development
Cellular component (GO): axon; plasma membrane
Molecular function (GO): protein binding
Source: RefSeq, a predicted model, not a curated record
AUGUACCAGUUAGCGACAAGGGUACCAUACAGUUUGUCAAAGAUAUCAUCAAAUUACUUCGACACGCAAGGACCGAGCUUUUCUUUGGAGCCGCCAAGUAGAAUUGAAUUCAUGAAUACAGUUGGCAACACGGUGAAUUGUAUUGCCCAUGGAAAUCCUGUGCCAAACAUUCAGUGGUUAGAUAAGGAAAAUAAUCCUAUCACAUCCAUAUCUAAGGUUCGUCACAUUUUGGCUAACAGUUCCUUACACUUUCCUCCAUUUGCCGCUGAAGAGUUCCGACAGGAUGUUCACUGGUCGAUAUAUCGUUGUAUAGCAUCUAAUAGCAUGGGUACUAUUAUAUCAAGGGAUGUGAUUGUUAAAGCGGUGGUUUAUCAACACUACGAACCGGAGGUGCAAAAUCCAGGUGGAUUUAUUGGAAGCAACGUUUUGAUUAAAUGCAAUAUACCGUCAUUCGUGAAGGAGUACGUUACAGUAACCUCCUGGCUACAAGAACCAAACUUUAAUAUUUAUCCAUCACUGGAGGGUGAUGGUAAAAAUCAUAUGUUGCCUACAGGGGAACUUUUAAUAUAUAAUAUCACGAAAAAUGAUUCUCAGAAAAUUUAUCGCUGUCGGACACAUCACAAGUUGACACAGGACUCGAUAGUCAGUAGUAAUGCUGGAAAAAUUCAAUUAACGGAAAUGCGGGAGCUUGUUCCACCCAUAAUGAACGAUAAGACAAUGGCGAUAACAUCUAGAGUUGGAGAUCCUUUGGUUUUGUCAUGUGUUGCUUACGCAAAUCCCAAGCCCACUUACAGGUGGCACACAACACGAUCAAGUAACGAGGAAUCCAUGCAACACAUGCUUGCCACAGGACGAGCUAAGAUUAAAGAUGGCACUCUAAUUAUCUCUGCUGUGGCCAAAUCGGAUAACGGGCUAUUCUUUUGCACCGUUACCAAUUCGGAGGGCAGCGAAACCUUGGAGGUAGAAUUGUCCGUUUCAUCACCUUUGACGGCCAGCGUUCAGCCUCGAGUACAGACGGUUAAUCUAGGUCAUACAGCUGAUUUAAUUUGCAGCACAUCGGGAUUCCCAAAACAACAAAUUGCGUGGUUUAAGGAUGGAAAAACACUGCGAUCCGGAGCUCGUGUACGUCUUUUAUCAAAGGAACACAUACGAAUCACAUCCAUUGUCAAGGAAGAUAAGGGCAUGUAUCAAUGUAUUAUCAAGAAUGACAUAGAAUCAACACAAAGCUCUGCUGAAUUGAGAUUGGGAGAAGUUUCACCGCAAUUGCUUUACAAGUUUAUUGAGCAAACUAUGCAGCCAGGACCUUCCGUUUCCUUAAAAUGCAGUGCCAGUGGUAACCCUACACCGAAAAUUGUGUGGCAUUUAGAUGGAUUUCCCUUGCCAAAUAAUGAUCGUCUCAUGAUUGGCCAAUAUGUUACCACAUUUGGUGAUGUUAUAAGCCACGUUAAUAUAUCAGCAGUUAAAUCGGAGGACGGCGGGGAUUACGAGUGUAAAGCUAUUUCCCGAGCAGGAGAGGCGUCGCAUUCUGCCCGUCUCAAUAUAUAUGGUAUGCCUUAUAUACGACAUAUGCCCAAAUUAUCUGCUGUCGCUGGAAAGAUGUUUGCUCUAAAGUGUCCCAUUGCUGGAUACCCUAUUGAGAGUGUGUAUAUCGAAAAAGACGGCAUGAGAUUACCCAUCAAUAUGUGACAGCGUGUUCAAAAUGGAACUCUUGUUAUCGACAAUGUUCAAAGAGCUGCCGAUCAGGGUACAUAUACCUGCAUCGCCCGCAACAAACACAAUUACACUUCCCAGCGCUCAGUUGAAGUCAAAGUCUUGGUUCCACCCAAGAUUACACCAUUUUCAUUCGCACGCGAUCUGAACGUCGGUGACCGCACAAGUAUUCAGUGCGUUAUUGGCACCGGGGACCUGCCGCUUUCAUUCACUUGGCUGAAGGAUGGAAAACCUUUGCCACCGGCAUUUUUACCUCCGGAUCCGUCGUUAACAAUCAAUCAAUAUACCCCAUUUUCCAGCAUAUUGUCCAUACAUAACGUCUCCUCAUGGCACAAUGGCAACUACACUUGUAGUGUGACCAACCACGCUGGCACUGUUGAAUAUACAGCUGUUCUUUCGGUUUCGGUACCACCGCGUUGGAUCUUAAAGCCCACCGAUCAAGACGCCAUCUUGGGAAAUGCAGUCAUCGUAUCGUGUAAAGCUGACGGAUUUCCCCUGCCAACUAUUCAGUGGAAGCAGUCUAUAGGUGACACUGGAGAAUAUCGGGAUCUUAGUUAUGCCAUGGACAACGGAAACUCACAUGCUGUUUUGGUUGCCCAUUCAAAUGGAUCUCUGAUGAUAUCAAAGGUCAAUCGGGAGCAUGAGGGGAGCUAUCUUUGUCAGGCCAGCAAUGGAAUUGGAGCUGGUUUAAGCACAUUGAUUAAAUUAACAGUCCAUGUUGGUCCUUCAGUCACGGUUAGUAAAAAACAGUUAUCGAUUCGACGUGGUGAACGUAUUACCCUGCGUUGUGAGGCAAACGGUGAUCAGCCACUGGAAAUAUCUUGGAGAUCGAAAGCCUUACGAAUUGAUCCAUCUUACGAUAUACGUUAUCAUAUCAAGAAUUCUCCUCUAGCUCGUGGUGUUUCAUCUGAGCUCACGAUCUUGCAGACGGUUCUCACCGACAGAGGGGAAUACACUUGCAUUGCGAACAAUGCCUAUGGACGUGAUAGAAGCGUCAUUCAUGUUCAGGUCCAGGAACCGCCUAAUUUCCCUGUUAAUUUGCAUGUUCGUGAUCUAGGAAGUCGCUCGGUAACGUUAGCUUGGUCUCCAAAUGAUCAGGAUUCUGUUAUACUGGGCGGAGGAGGCGCCAAUAACCGGGACUCUCAGCCCAUAUCAAACUAUAUUUUACAGUAUAAAAAGGCUGGAGAUGUUUGGCAUGAGCACAAUAAUCAAAAGCUUUUGCCCGGUGACAGAACUACGGCCCAACUGGGUUCCCUUCGUCCAGCUCAAGUCUAUCACAUUCGUCUCUUUGCGGAGAAUCAUUUGGGCACAAGUGCUCCCAGCGAUGUGUUGUUUGUGCAGACAGACUCCGAAGUUCCCUCUGCACCGCCACAAGAUGUGACCGCGGAACCACUGGGACCACAACAGUUGCUGAUUACCUGGCGAGCACCUGUGCGGGAUUCGUGGAAUGGAGAGUUGUUGGGCUAUACGAUCGCCUACCAGAAACAGGGAACUCCAGACAGUGUGCAGAAUCAUACGAAGGUGGGAAGUCUGAUUACAGAGGGUCUCAACGACUUUCGUCUUAUUGGAUUGGAGAAGUACACACAGUACGGGAUCACAGUGUCUGCAUUCAAUGUGAAAGGCGAUGGACCGCCGAGUGAAGUGGCAUUGGGUCACACCCUGGAGGAUGUUCCCUCGGCAGCCCCUCGAUCAGUGACCUGCAUUGCGUUGACAGCCCAGAAUAUACAAAUAUCCUGGCAAUCACCACCAAAGGAAUUGAGUCAUGGCAUAAUACAGGGAUACAAGUUGCUCUAUGAGCCAGGAUUGCUUGAGAGCGAGUACAGCGUGAGGGAAACGAAGAUUACAUCGGCUCUCAGCACCGUUCUACAUGGCUUGCAACCGUAUACCAAUUAUAGUGUCCAAGUUCUGGCUUUUACUCGUGCCGGGGAGGGAGUAUCGAGUCCUCCCGUCUCCUGUAUCACAGAGGAAGCUGUUCCAGAUGCGCCGGAGCUUGUCAAGUCUGCCGUGAGCACGGAAUCAUCAGUGAUUGUCAGCUGGUUGCCACCUCGACGUCUGAAUGGAUUGAUUACCAAGUAUAAUGUCUACAUACGAAUUCUGGAAAAGGGUCAAGAAUUGAAAAUACUCAAGGAAGUUCUGCCGGCCCACAAUCUUCACUUCGAGGCAAAGGAUCUGAACUUUCGAGAGACAUACGAAGCUUGGGUUACGGCAUCCACAAGAGUGGGUCAGGGUCCAAGUACUCCAGUAAUUAAACUUGUGCCCAGCACUUCGAUUCCCGCUGCCAUAAUAUCCUUCAGUCAAACACUUCACGUCAAUUGGAAGUCGGACAUUAAAUUGCCUUGUGUUUUUGUCGGAAACCCGAAAGCAAAUUCCGAAUGGAAGAUUAUUAAUACACGUUCCAAGAAACAGUUUCCACUGGAAGUGAGCCAUGAUAAUAUUCUCAGUCUGCGCAAUAUCCAAAGAUCCCAUGAGGGGAAUUAUUCAUGUGUAGUCAGAAAUUCCAUUGGCUCUGAUCACAUCGUUUAUCAGCUUUUUGUACAAGUUCCGCCCUCUGCUCCAAUUGUUUCUGUAAAUUCGGUGCAAAAGAAUUCGGUGUCAAUUCAAUGGAGAGUUGAUGAUAUUGGAGGUGCUCCUAUCAAAGGGUAUACUUUAACAUAUAGACGUGACGCUGGUGAUUGGGAGGAGAUUCAGGUAGAUCGCCGGAUUACCUCAUAUAUGCUCGAGGAUCUACAGUGUGGCACCAAGUAUAAGUUUACCAUGAAUACUUACAAUAAAAUUGGAACAAGUGCAGCCAGUUCGACAAUAUCAGCUCAGACAAAGGGCAACAAACCAUUGGCACCACAGAAAAAUAGUUUCCUACGUUCAAAUACAACAUCGGUUAUUCUUGAUUUAUCUUCUUGGCAAGAUGGAGGUUGUCCCAUAGUUCACUUCAGCAUCGAAUUCAAGCGCUAUAAAUCAUCGAGCGAUUGGAUUAUUGUCUCAAAUAAAAUAGAAACUAAUACACGAUAUAGCAUCGGAGACUUGGAACCCGGCACAGCUUACAAUCUGCGAGUUACGGCAAAUAAUAAUGCUGGCUCGACUACCAAGGAAUACUACUUUGAGACACAAAACUUGAUUGGAUUUACCGGAGGAUUGAGUCCCGAUGAGAUGCCCAAUGAUCAGCAAACUGUUUUCAGUGAUGCUCAUUUGAUAGCUGUUAUCAUAUCAUCGAUUUUUGGCACAAUUCUGGCACUAAUUGGAGCAUUUAUAUGCUUUAAAAACUAUCCUCGCACUCUCUUCACCCGAAAUCUUGAUUCGUUAAGGCCUCAAAAUGGAGCUUCCGAUGGCAAGGAUAUUCAGAGUCGUGAACACUUUUAUGGUACAGUACGAAAAUCUUGCCAGCAAUCUCCGCCGGAAUCGGUGGCUGGACUUGAGCGUAUACCAGAAUACUCAGAAGAUAUCUAUCCUUACGCCACAUUCCAUUUACCAGAACAUGAAAACCAAACUGGAAAUAUUCCCUUAAACUACACAGGAAGCUCAUCCAAAUACGACUCACGCUGUGGAGAUGAAAGCACCCUGUGCAGCUCGGGGAUAAAGGGGAAACGUACCACCUCAACGAUUGUCGGAGGAGGAAACUCAAAUGCGAAUCUAACCAGCAUGAUAGUCGGCUCACCUGAUGAAAGCAAUCACUUAAAUACGGAUAAAAGACAUAAGCGUCGCUCAAAGAUUAUUAAAUCGGAAUCAGAAGAAUACGACAGUCUAAAUAGCGAUAGUGAACUUAGCGGAGAAAGGGAACGCAUUCGCGAUGAUAGUCGAAGUAUUCGGGAGUCUUCUAGUUACAUCGAGGAUGAAGAAAUUACAGCACAUAGCAAGAAAAUGCGUAAUAGUGGAGGAAAUAGUAAGGACAGGUCUUCUGUUUUUAGCAGACCUCAACUGCAUACAUCUUGGACCCCGUUCCCAUCGACUACAGGCUCUUUGAGCCGUCAGCAAAGCAACAACGGAAAUCAACGCAUUCUGGCGAUUCCCAGCGGAAAGCUCUCUCAAUUGCAUCUGCCAAAGAUCCAGCCCAAUGUUCAGAUCUGUCCCGAAGUAUACCCAGUCGCCAGCGAUUCAAAAGUGCCGAUAGUAAUGCCAACAGCGGCACCCUUAGUCGCGAUUGUGGGGAAAACAAGGGCAUCACCCGACCAAUUGCCCAAUCGGGGUCAUAUAUUGAAAAAUUGAAAGUCCAACAGCAACAGCAAAGAAAUCCAGAUCAACAUGGUUGUAUAUCGUCAAUAACAUGCUAUAACAAAAGCUAUGGUGAUAAGAAUGCGAAAUCAUUAAUGAAUAAUCGAGGAGAUCAACCAAUAGAAUUAAUCAGUUCACAUCGUCAUAUUUACAGUAUUGAACCACUUGAAUUAAUGGAAGCAAACUCCAGACAUUUAGAAUACAAUGCCAUGGAAACUCUUAGUAAUGCCGAAACAUUAGCAAUGGGCACCACAAUGAUUGACAACAAUAAAUAUCAAAUGGAAAAUAGUUUGGAAAACAUACCAAGUUGUAGUAUCUUGCAAAAGAUUCAGAAAUCUGACCAAAUUGAUCAUAUACUUAAUGAAAAACAUGUUAGUCCGCCAUCAGCGUUUAUUGACAGAAUUGGUCAAACUUAAGCAUUUUUAUGAAUGUUUUUUAGAUGUAUCUUUAAUAAGAUCAUCAAUCGAUUUAAGGUUUCCUUCAUAUUCUUCAUAUUUUUCAAAUAUUCUGACAUACAUUUUAGAUUAUGCUUGACCUUUAGACUGAAAUGUUCCUUGAUCAGAACUGCAAGUCGAUCUACUAAGUAUUAUACACUGCCGAAUCGCGAAUAUGAAUACAAGAUCAAUUCUUAAUCUUACACUCAGUUCAAUAACGAAUACGAGUUUAUUCGAAUACAUAAGAUCAAUUAUACUUGAAUUUCACAAUUGGAUUUUAGUCAAAGGAAUAUCAAUAAUCAACUAAAUAUAGCCUUAAGAAGAUAGACAAUUGAUGUGAGAUCACCUUUACAGUGGUCGGCUCCAAUUGCGAUUGAACGAUUAUUACUUGAAUUAUAAAUUUACUUAAUUCAUAACAAAUGCUAUAGGCAUAGAUUAUUACUGUAACUCUCGAUGAUUACUUACUGUCUAAUUGAAUUGAUGUGUGUUAAGAAUCAAAAUGAGUACCCGUCGCACACUCGUAGCAUUUGUUAGAGACAGCAUUUAUUGGGGGCAGAAAAUUUGGAUCAAUGUCAAUAGUAUAAAUUAGACUGAGGCACCAAUGCUAUCGAUUCAAGAAUAUUUGAGAACAUAUAAUGAUAUCAAAGAUCCAAGUAUAUGUGUAUAUUAAUAUAUAUAUAUAUAUAUACAUCUCUCUUAACAUACUCGUAACAUAGAUAACGGAAUAAUGGACAUUCUUAACAUUAACUCGUGGUAACAUUUAAGUAUACACUAGUUUUAUACUGUUACAAGCAAUUAUUGCAAUUUUAAAUAACAUAAUCAUAUUAAUUCAUCAUUAAAAUACCUAUUAUAGCGAUUCAAGACAAAUAGGCCGUUAUAUAUAUAUAAAUAUAUAUACAUAAAACGUAUGUUAUAAGAAAGCUUACAUGUGCUGAGCAUAAAAGAUGUGUGUAUUCGUUUUAAGAUAUUUUAAAUUCAAGCUCAAUUUGUACUGUCAAUUGAAAUAGAAAAUUAAAAGGAUGUUGUGUAAAAA